Molecule: messenger RNA, 1916 nt
Organism: Monodelphis domestica (gray short-tailed opossum)
Lineage: Eukaryota; Metazoa; Chordata; Mammalia; Didelphimorphia; Didelphidae
Product: membrane-spanning 4-domains subfamily A member 4A-like
Cellular component (GO): plasma membrane
Source: RefSeq, a predicted model, not a curated record
UUUCUAUAGCUUUAUUAUGAAAUUCUCCAUGCUGUAAACCCAUGUGCAAAUCCUUUAAGGAAGAGGAAACCACAGAGGGAAGUAGGUAGACAGGACAGGGGGCAAACUUAGAGGAGAAACUGCAGCUUGAAGCACUUCACUCUCCGGUCUUUGCAAAGUGUUAAAGUGGGAGAUUUGAUCCAAGAGAUACUGGGAGAGCUGGUGGAGAGGACAGCAUCUCAAGUGAUCUCAUGGAGUCCCAGGGUGCCUCAAAGGGAGUAUUUCCAUUCGUUCCUCAGUCAGGCCCUGUAUACUUCCCACAGGGGCCAAUUGCUGUACCUGUACACUAUCAACAUCUAUGGAAAGACCCCCAGCAGAAAGUCCUGAAAGGAGAUCCCAAGGCACUGGGGACUGUCCAGAUCAUGGUCGCCAUCAUGAAUCUCAGCUUAGGCAUGCUUUUUGGUUUCAUUCCUCAGAAUGCUUAUGGAUCACCAUAUUUUCUGUGGUACACUGGCUACGUAUUCUGGGGAACAGCAUUUUUCAUCAUCUCUGGCUCCCUCUCCAUUGCUGCGGAGAAGAGAACCACAGAUAUUAUGGUCCAAAGCAGCCUAGCAAUGAACGUUGUCAGCUCAGUGGUGGCUGGCCUGGGAAUCGUCUUUCUCUCAAUCAAUUUGGUAACAUACCCUUAUUAUUGUUACGACGAAGCUUCCUUUCUUUCCUGCAGUAUGUUAAUAUCGAUAAUGCUGGGAAUCAAUGUCAUUCUGUUAAUCCUAGCGAUCUUAGAAUUUCUGGUCUCCAUUAUCACCUCCAGCUUUGGUUGCAAGGCAUUGUGCUGUGGCCAGAAUGAGAUUGCUAUCUUCAUGCCUCCCUAUACCUACAAUGUACCAGAGAACCCUGCUGCUGAAGCAUUCAACAGAGGGACAAUGCCUCAAAAUCCAGUCAUUGACACAGCAACUGCAUUCCCAGGAAGCCAUCCUAAUGGCCCCAUACAGUAAACUUGCUUCCCUUUCCCUUCUUGGCUGUUUCUUCAUGAAAGAUUAAGGAAAUCAGCCAUAUUUUCCUGAAUUUCUUUGUUCAUAGUCAUUUUCGGCAUUGGCCACAGAAUCUUCGCUUCCCCUUUCCUAUCUUGCCCAACAGUCCUCUACUGAUCUCUGUGUUUGCUCACAACAAUAUCAGCAAAAUGGGCAGUGGAUGGGAUUUUUCUUUGGCUACCCUCUCAGUAUAGCCCGCCUUGGUCAGCCUGUGGAUUGUGGGAGACAGAGUCCCUAGAAAUUGAAGCAAGGCAUCUGGAAGAGAUGGAGACAAAAGCCCCAAAUUAGGUCGCCUUCUAUCUCCCUUAAAUGAAGAAUCUCAACUUCUGGAAUCUUUUGCUGCUUUCACCUGAGGAUAUACUGGGAUUUUACCUCCAGUGAUCUGGGGUUCAUCUUCUUUGAUCUUCAACAUUCCUGGUUGUUCUCCUAGCACCCCGGCCUUUGAAGUGAAUCCCUCCAGCUCUGUAUACUACUGAAAUUUCAUGUUGGGAAAAUACAUAUAUGGCAAGAUAGAUAGGGUGGACCAGUAUUCUCUUGUAAGUCACCUCUUUGCCUACUCCUUGACAUGUUCAUUCAAAUUUAAUAUUAUCAUGACAAACUCUAGAAUACCUCAGAGACAUAUUGGAAAAAUUUCACAUUAUUAAUAAAAUGGCAUUUUCCAUCAAUCAUUUGUUUCAAACCCUGAUCACAUUUCAUUCAGGAUUACUUAUUGAUUAUUUUGAUUGAUAAUUGUGGUAAAAAUGUGAUAAUUAUCAAAAAAUUGAUAAUUGAUUGAUAAUAUUGAUUAAAAUGAGAAUUUUUCCCCCCUGGGGAAAGGCUCUAAAGUGUCAGCAUUCUAUAAAGAAUUUCUAAAGUAUUUAGCUUUUUAAAAAAUAAACUUGAUUUCCUAUGAUCAAAAAUAAUUAA